Cuscuta campestris is the source of this 1659-nucleotide messenger RNA. NCBI's taxonomy places the organism in Eukaryota, Viridiplantae, Streptophyta, Magnoliopsida, Solanales, Convolvulaceae. The record is from the annotation of a GenBank genome assembly.
GAGAAGUUUGAACCACAGUGGGAAAAUUGAGGUGCAGAUAAGCCCCAAGAUUCCGAUGAUUUGACCCCUCCGUCCCCACUCGGCGGAGACGACAACAGCUGUGAGUAUCAGAAGCCACAGACCCGCCCAGAGGGUUUGUCUUCUUUAAUUCGAUAAAGAAGAGAAAAAAAGAGAGGAAAAGAAUGGCUGUUUGUGUCAUGGCUUCUCGCGGCUUCUCUCCUUGGCUUCUUCUCCCCCACCAUCUGGAGCAGGGCACUGCCAGGCUGCUGUAUAAGGAGCACUUGCCUUUCAUCCCCAGAGAUGGAACAAACCUAGAGAUGCUCAAGUCAAGUUCAGCUAACCUAAAGUUGCAGCAAAAAGAGGACAUUUGGAAACCCAUGAGCGCGUUAUUGAAUGCUAAAAAAGUAAUGCAGAUGAAUGCACACACCUCGAGGCCUCUUCUAGUUGAUGCUCAAGAUGAAUCUCAUUCCGGCUCGGUGAUCUUCAGCUUUUGCGUGAAUGAACAGUGCAUAAACUACGAACAGAUUUGUAGAUACAUCGUAUCUGGUUCAACUGAAAUAUUGGACCCACAAGCAAUUGCUAUUGGUAUGCCUCAAUGGCAAACUGCUUCUUGUCUUGCUAAGCCUCAGUCAGCUUUUAUAUACCCAAGCAGUUCAUCCUCCCUUCAUAUUCCACCUUCAGAUGUUGUGGGGGUCUUUGACCAAAGAAUUAAUCCUCUUUCUUUUGGUCAACUAUCUCGGAGUGAUAUGAAUCAUAUACUUUCUACUAUGUCUGAGCAUUACCAGUUUAAGAAUUGGAAUGCAGCCAACAGUCGAAAGCAGCCGAUGCUGGUUCCCUAUUUUGACAGGAGGAUGACCAGGGGAGCAAAGGUUAAAUCUUCAGCUCAAGAACCUGAAUCUGUGAAAUCUGUUGCAUCUCUAACAAGUCCCGACAGAUCAAAGGACAAAAAGUCUCUGAAAACGAAGAGGAACAAGAAACAACAAGUGAAAGAAAGAGAUCUUUACAGAAACAACACUCUCCAUGCGUUUGAAACCCUUCUUUCCAUAAUGGUGGACAAGCAGCGGCGUGGGACAAUGGUCAUCACUUCACUUAUGACCCUCAAGAAAUCUGGCAAUGAUCUUCCCCGCCUUCUGACCCGCUUAUCUGCUGCCAUUGCCGGUACUGCCCUCGCCGUAUUUCUGUCUAGCGUGUGCAAAGUAGCAGCCGGAAGAGGGGUUGCCAUGUCAGCAUCAUCCGCAUUCUUCAACACCGGGUUAGGCAUGGGUCUUGUUUGGUUAUCUUGGGGCGUGAACCGUUUAAGGGAUACUGUGAUCUCAAUCACCAAAAGCUCAAGCAAAUUGGGUAUGAGAGAAGGGGAGGUGUUGGGCAAACUGGACAAAGAUGUAAAACAAAUUUACUUGAGAGCUGUUGCAUUAAUGGCUGUUGUAGUGCUGAGGUUUGUUUGAUACCAUAUAUUGAGUUGUGGAUGAAAAGAACUGUGUAGCAAGUUAUAUUAGCCAAUUGGCUUUUUGAACAUUUGUUUUGUUGUAAAUCAACACCCAUUUCGUGUAAGUACUAGGUUUUUUUAUUUACUUUUGGAGGAAAAAAAUUCCAAAAGUAGAAACUUGGGAAAAAUAAAAAUAAUGUAAUAUUACAAUGGAAUGAAUAUAUUUAUACGAA